AUGAGACCAACUCCAUUAUUCUUUGCACUUUUACAAAUUGCUCUUGCCGCAAAAAGAGCUGACCAAAUUUGUAACGACCACUGUUCUAACGCAUACCAAAAGCAACAAUCUUGUGGUGGUACAGAUGAUGUUAGUUCCCAAUCUGCUACUUUGAAAUGUUUGUGUGCUGAUGAAAGUUAUUGGUCUGAAUUGGCUCUGUGUGAUUGUUCCAGCUAUGAUUCCAAUGUUUCUGCUCAAGACCUCCGUGCUUACUACUGUAACGUUGGUGUAACUGGUGGCUCUCAAGGUCAAUCUACAAGUGGAGAUGCUAAUGCUGCCACUAAUUCUAAUGAUGCUACUGGUACUGCCACUGAUGCUGCCGCCGCUACUAAUGGUAACGAUGGUGCUAGUGGAACUGCCGAUGCAAACAAUGCCAAUAAUACUGAUGGUAGUGGUGCUACAGAUGCUUCUAAUACCAACAACAAUGGCUCCACUGAUACUGUUAACACUAAUACUGCUGGUUCUGGAUCUAGUGAAACUACUGCUGCUGCUGGUGCCGCUGCUGGUACCGCUGCUGGUACAAACUCUGCAUCUGAUCAAGCAAAUGAAACUGGUUCUGACGCUACUAAUGCUGCCACAGGCUCUGAUGCCUCAGGUACUGCUGCCACCAAUACCGCAUCCACUGCCUCUGGAGCCACUUCUGGCUCUGGUUCUGACGCUGCUAAGAAGACAGGUACUAAUACUGAUUCAGACUCAGAUACUGCUACUAAAGGUUCAGACGCUACUGCUGGUAGUAUGACAACUGCUGCUUCAGGUUUAGGUGCUACUAAUGGAACAAGCAACAGUACUGGUUCUCAUUCUGGUAGUAUGACCAGUAUUACAACAGGUUCAGGAUUUACUAAUGGAACCAGCAGCAGAUCAGGCUCGGGUUCAGGCUCUUCUACUAGAAGUGGAAGCAACUCUGAUUCAUCAAGCUCAGGUUCAGGUUCCAGAUCUUCCUCAUCUGCUGAUAGUUCUGACUCAGAUUCAGGUUCCGGCUCAUCUUCAACUGAAUCAGGAUCUGGUUCAGGUUCCGGCUCUUCAACUUCAUCUGGAUCUGGUUCAGGUUCUGGUUCCAGUACAAGAUCUGGUGGUUUUGCUGCUACUAUUCCAACUGUGACUUUUGGUUCUUUAGUUGCUUUGGCAUUGAACUUAUUAUAA
Candida albicans SC5314 is the source of this 1179-nucleotide messenger RNA. RefSeq names its product GPI-anchored protein IHD1 (gene IHD1). The coding region runs from base 1 to 1179 and encodes 392 amino acids. NCBI's taxonomy places the organism in Eukaryota, Fungi, Ascomycota, Pichiomycetes, Serinales, Debaryomycetaceae. The transcript has a single exon. The record is from RefSeq and is a predicted model, not a curated record.